Molecule: messenger RNA, 2362 nt
Organism: Oncorhynchus mykiss (rainbow trout)
Lineage: Eukaryota; Metazoa; Chordata; Actinopteri; Salmoniformes; Salmonidae
Source: RefSeq, a predicted model, not a curated record
CUGUUUCUUUUUAAAUUACUUCUUAUGACAUUGCUUGCCAGAAUAAACAUUAAUUAAUAUUUUUCCAAACUGCGCUACCCACUCCAGAUGGCGAUAUGAGUUUUUGAGGUGAUGCUUCUUGUGUGACGUAUAAUCUAGUGGACGGAACUGGAGGCUUCUUCAACAGCGACAAAAGGCUUUCUGAUUCAACCAACGUGGUGGUUUGCUAGCGAACAUUAAACCGAAACAUUGAAGCGUUUAAGAAAAAUCUUGUGUAUAUUAUUCUUAGUGUUCUAAGCACAAUUCUAUUUACAUAUCUACUCGUUCAUUGAAACGUAGAUUGCUUGUUAAAUUAGCUAAUGUGGUAAAUUGAUACUGCACGAGGCUAAUCGCCCGAAACAUGAGCUCACUAAUCUCGACGGAGAAAGAAGCUUUCAGGAUGAAAAGGGAGGAAGAGGAGGCUAUCACAUUGAAAGAAGAAGAGGAUGAUAUUACAGUGAAAGAGGAAUAUGGAAAAGAGGUUGUCAGAGUGGAAGAGGAGGAGGUAGAAGCUUUCAGAAUCAAAAAGGAGGAAGAUGCCGUAAUAUUGAAAGAAGAGGAAGAAACUUUUGGAGUAAAAGAGGAAGAGGCUAUCUCAAUUAAAGAGGAUGAGGAAGACAUUUUGGGAGUGAAAAGGGACGAGGCUGAAGAUUCGAUUAAGACCAGAGAGAGACAUGACUUUCGUGGAUCCUCUGGGGAGCCUCAACAACAUCCUGAUGCUGACGAAGUAGAGAGUUGUUCCAGAUCAGAACACCAGAUGGACAACGCUAGCCAUUCCUCCCUCCUGGAGUCCUCGUGUCGUGCCUCUCCCGGUGGCACCUUACUGCUGGGUAUGAAGAGGUUGUCUGUGCUGCUGGUGGACUGCAGGAAAACAACGGGGCUGAGUGGAACUGUGAGAGGAGGAGAAGAGAAGAAAGGAUCAGAUUUGACUCAUCAAAGAGAAAGACCAGACUCAGAGGAACCAGAGCCAGGGAUGUCCAAACCAGCAAGAAGACACCAGUGCUCUUACUGUGGCAAGUGUUUUAAGCGGUUAGGGAACCUGAAACGACACGGGCUAGUACACACAGGGGAGAAGCCAUACCACUGUUCCCAGUGUGGAAAGUGUUUCAGCCGGUCAGGGCAUCUGAAAAAACAUGAAAGAAUACACACAGGGGAGAAUCUUUUCUACUGCUCCCAGUGUGGCAAGUGUUUCAGCCAGUCAAGGGAUCUGAAAAAACAUGAUAGAAUACACACAGGGGAGAAGCCUUUCUACUGCUCCCAGUGUGGCAAGCGUUUCAGCCAGUCAGGGCAUCUGAAAAACCAUGAGAGAAGACACACAGGAGAGAAGCCUUACCACUGCUCCCAGUGUGGCAAGUGUUUCACCCAGUCAGGGGAUCUGAAAAAACAUGAAAGAAUACACACAGGGGAGAAGCCUUUCUACUGCUCCCAGUGUGGCAAGCGUUUCAGCCAGUCAAGGGAUCUGAAAAACCAUGAGAGAAGACACACAGGGGAGAAGCCUUUCUACUGCUCCCAGUGUGGCAAGCGUUUCAGCCAGUCAGGGGAUCUGAAAAACCAUGAGAGAAGACACACAGGGGAGAAGCCUUACCACUGCUCCCAGUGUGGCAAGUGUUUCACCCAGUCAGGGGAUCUGAAAAAACAUGAAAGAAUACACACAGGGGAGAAGCCUUACCACUGCUCCCAGUGUGGCAAGUGUUUCAGCCAGUCAGGGGAUCUGAAAAAACAUGAUAGAAUACACACAGGGGAGAAGCCUUACCACUGCUCCCACUGCGGAAAGGGUUUUAACCGGUUAGGGACCCUGAAACAGCAUGAGAGAACACACACAGGGGAGAAGCCUUACCACUGCUCCAAGUGUGGCAAGUGUUUCACCCAGUCAGGUGAUCUGAAAAAACAUGAAAGAAUACACACAGGGGAGAAGCCUUACCACUGCUCCCAGUGUGGCAAGUGUUUUAACCGGUCAGGGAGCCUGAAACAACAUGAGAGAAUACACGCAGGAGAGAAGCCUUAACACUGCUCCCAGUGUGGAAGGAGUUUUAACCAGAAAAACAGCCUGAACCAACAUGAGAAAAUACACAGAGGUGAGAUGCAUUACCACUCCUCCCAGGGUGCAAAGCAUUUGCCCAUUUAGGAAGCCUGAAAGAGCGUGACACAGAGGAGAAAGCUUACAAAAGCUUAGACUUUGGGAAAACAUAUUACUCAAUCACUUAAACGUCAUUAGAGAAUCUACACAGGAGAGAAAUGACUUCUCUUAGCGUGUAUAUUGAUAUUUCACAUCUCAUUUUUCUUACAAUUCAUCAGAGAACAUACACAGUGCUCCCAUUGUCUUAUAUUGUUGCCUUAUACAGUG